AUGGCAGCAGCAGCAGCAGCAGCAGCAGUAGCGCCACCUCCCCACGUGGCCGUGGUCGGCGGCGGCAUAGUGGGCGCGUCGAUCGCCUGGCACCUUUCGCAGCACACCAACGUGACGGUGAUCGCGCCGAGCAUCGGGGGAGUGGCGACGCGGGCCAGCUUCGCCUGGCUCAACGCCGCGUCGGGGGAGGACCGGGCCUACUACGAGUUUCGGCGGCGGUCGGUGGCUCGUUGGCGCGAGCUCGAGGCCCAGAUCCCCGGCCUGCCCGUGCACUGGGGCGGCGGCCUCAAGUGGGACCUCGCGCCGGACGAGCUGGCCGAGUUUGGCGACAAGUUCGCCGGCUGGGGGUACGACGUCGUCCGCGUCGAGAGGUCCGGCAUCCACGAGAUGGAGCCGCGCGUCGACGAAGCCGUCGUGCCGGACUGGGCCCUCUACUCGGCCGAGGAGGGCGCGCUGGAGGCCGAGGCCGCCGCGCGGCUGAUGGUCGAGCACGCCGUCGCCCGCGGCGCCGCGGAGGUGGUGGACGGGACCGUGGCGAGGCUGGCCAGGGCGGACGGGGGCGCCGUGUGCGGCGUCGUGCUGGCCGACGAGAGCGGCACCACCGUCGAGGCGGACCACGUCGUCAUCGCGGCCGGGCUGGGCAGCGUGGGGCUCCUGGCGGCCGAGGGCGUCGACGUGCCCGUGGCCGGUCGGGCGGGGAUGCUGGUCAACACGAAGCCGCUGCCGAGCAAGAUCGCAAGCUCGGUCGUCUACACGUCGGACCUGCACUUGCGGCAGACGCUGGACGGCGUGGUGCGGGCCGGGUUCAACGAGGAGCGCAUCACCGAGGACCCGGACGCCGACGCCGACGUGUUGCUCGCCGCACUGCGGGAGGCCGUCGCGCAGAGCGACGAGCUCGAGUUCGACUACUACACCAUCGGAGAGCGCCCGGUGCCCGAGGACGGCCGGCCCAUCAUCGGGCCGACGGGCUUGGAGGGCGUCAGCCUGGCCGUCAUGCACUCUGGGGUUACCAAUGCUGCGCUCGUCGGGGAGCUGCUGACCAGGGAGAUUCUCACCGGUGAGAGGGAUCCGGCGCUCGACGACUACCUGCUAGAGAGAUUUAAAAAGUGA
Messenger RNA from Pyricularia pennisetigena, 1110 nucleotides. RefSeq lists its product as uncharacterized. The transcript has a single exon. The record is from RefSeq and is a predicted model, not a curated record. Gene Ontology annotation, cellular component: cytoplasm. Lineage: Eukaryota; Fungi; Ascomycota; Sordariomycetes; Magnaporthales; Pyriculariaceae. Gene Ontology annotation, molecular function: oxidoreductase activity. The coding region runs from base 1 to 1110 and encodes 369 amino acids.